This is a messenger RNA of Meloidogyne enterolobii, 558 nucleotides long. NCBI's taxonomy places the organism in Eukaryota, Metazoa, Nematoda, Chromadorea, Rhabditida, Meloidogynidae. The record is from the annotation of a GenBank genome assembly.
CGAAAAAUAAUAUUACCUAAUCGAAAGUAAACACCAGCAAGCAAUAUUCCGCCGGAAAUGGAAGAAACAAGUUUACCCUUAAAUCUUAUUAUAAAAGCUUUCACAUUCCAGUUAGUCCAUUCAUCAUUUUUUGUAUAUACAAUAUAUUUUAAGUAAGACACUCUUGAUUUCUUAAUGGAAAGCCUCUCUAUCUCUCCAACUAUUGCGCGCUGUUUGUCAGAGGGGGACCAUUUUUAUAUUUCAAUAAGGAAUGAGGGAGAGACGAGAUUUGCGUUCAAAAUAAAAAUUUCAAAUACAGCUUAUUAUAAAGUUAGUGAAAACUACGGAUUUGUAAAUCCGACCUCAACAAAAAUUAUUGGAAUUCUUCGUUUGAAUGGUAGGCCUGGAAACACUAAAUUGUGUGUAUGCUUUGCAACGACGCAACCUAAUGAAACUCAAACUCCCAAUUCAAUUAUUCCUCAAGGAUCUGAUGGCGAGUUCUAUAAAUUAAUUAUCUUAAAGGCUGUGCCACAUUUUGAACAAAAUAAUGCCUUAUCGAACAGUGUUAGCGAUGAUUGA